Molecule: messenger RNA, 5029 nt
Organism: Glossina fuscipes
Lineage: Eukaryota; Metazoa; Arthropoda; Insecta; Diptera; Glossinidae
Exons: 8
Coding region: 365-5029 (1554 amino acids)
Source: RefSeq, a predicted model, not a curated record
UACUUUAACCUGAACACAACAUUGCAUCAUUUGUUAUUAGUUCUGACUUAAAUUGUGUUCUGUUCGUAGCACGCAAUAAAUAAUUUCAGUCAAAUUCUUAAAGUUGAUGUUCAAAAUAAAGGGUUUAUUUAAUUCCUUAGCGAAAUUUCCAUUACAAUAUAUAUUGGUGAUAAUUUUUUGCUACUAAAAGAGGAUAUCAUCUCUGUCAAAAUACGCCAAAGCCAAAACUAUUUAGGGCCCAGACGGUGAAGACUGUGUUGGAGCAAAAACAGUGUGUGGGAUACCCUGGCAACACAGGAUAUUGUUCAACGACCUAAGAGAUAUAAAAAAAAAAAGAAUUGAAUUUCUUUUAACUAUUCCAGAAAUGGCUACGGCGCUUAGUAUGUCAUGUCCGGUAUGCAUGGAAAUUUUUAAUAAUAGCGAUACGAUUUACAAUACCAGCUGCGGCCACAUAUUUCAUUAUAAUUGUAUUCAAAGCUGGCGUCAACAAUCUGCAAAUUGUCCCGUAUGCCGUGUUAAGUAUGCAACUAUGCAAAAACUGUUUUUAAAUUUCGAUGAGCAUGUUGUCAACACAGAAGAAAAGGUGAAAAAAAUGGAGCAACAAUUAAAGCAACUUUCUGUUGAUAAGAUGCAGCUCCAAAAUUUAGUUGAUCAGCAGGGCGCUAAGAAAAAGGAGCCAUCCUCAAGAAUUCAUAGCAAUAUUCGAAAGCAAAAGCAACAAUCAUCUGAUUUUCAACGUCAUCCUGUCGCUUUUCAGCAUAUGGAUGUGAACGCGACUUCCAAAAAUUCUAUUGAUCAGACUAGGGUGUUGAUAAAACGUUUUCCUAAUCGUCACUUACGUUAUCCGUUGAUCGAUUCGGUUAAAGCAUUGACUUCGGCAAUGGAUAUGAAAAUAUCAGCUGAUGAUGUACCUUACGUAGGCAGACUGCAACAGAGUUAUGCGAACAACCGUUCACCGAAUACGGUUUCGCUGUUAAUACAAUUUCGAACAUUGCAAUUGAAAAUCUGUUUUCUCAAAAACAAAUCGAAAUUAAAAAAUCAUCCGGAAUAUGGCUCUGUAUUUAUUUAUGAAUACAUGGACGAAGAUACCUACUCAUUAUUUCAAUAUACAAAGACCAAAUUGAAAGAUCAUGGAUUUUGUAAAGUGUUUUGUCAAAACGGUCAAAUAAUGGCUGCAGAUAGUAGAAGCGGUAGCAAACCAAUCCAUAUAAAAAAUAAAACGCAAGUGGACAAUAUAAUUUGUCCAGAAACCGAAAACAAAAAUCGAAGCUCCCCUUACAUACAUCAUCAUCGUGAAAUAAUGCGUUCAAAUGAUAGAGACGCUCCCAAACCAAUCUGUAAUAGACGUAGACCGGAAAUGAUAUUUUGUGAAAAUAGUCCAACGAUUAGUGAAAUAAUUUCGCCGGAAUUCGAAGGUGAAGAGGCCGGACGAUGUCUAAAAAUACAAAUUGAUUCAUUAUUGGAAUUAGAGGCAGCCUCGGAUGAAAAAAAUAAAAUUUUAAGUGAUAAACUGAACUGCGUUUCAACAGAGUUAAAACAACAGUUAUUAAAAUGUUCAGAUUUGUCUCUCGAAAAUCGAAAACUACAAGGUUUAAUUGAGACGAAUACAAAAUUCGUUGAAGAUACAGGAACUCCCAUAAAGGCUAUGAGCACUUUCAACGAACACGGAGAAGAAAAUGUAAAUAAGCAAGCGGAUAAACAUAUUAUAGAAAAAACUCACGAUAGUUCAUUGUAUAUGUACGCCAAACAGAAGUUAAAGCCGCACAGAUCUAAUCUAUGCCCUAUAUGUCGCUCUUAUUAUUCGAUUAUUAAAAAAGUCUAUCUAAAUUUUGAUGGAAAUAUGGACGGUGAAGUGAAGCUUAAGCUGAAACUACAACAAGCUGAAAAUAAGAUAAAGGCAUUGCUUGAAAAAGUUGACGAAAUCGAUAAAAAGUACACAGAAUUGCAGAAAGAAUAUAAUUUAUCUGAAUCUAAUUUUCUAAGUUUACAUAAACAAUACACCGAGUUGGAUGAAAAUAAUAAAAGGAUGAACACGUGGCUAGCGGAGGUUCACGAUAUACCAUCACAAACGUGCGAAAAAUCGGUCGACUUUUGUCAGCAAGCUAUGCAACUUUAUGGCCAAAAGGCUUCAACAGAGAGAAAAGACAACACUGCAUUUCCCUUUACCUUUCCCGCUACUACCGUAAUUUACCGUAAUUCAAGAAGCGGUGGCGAUUACGAUAAACAAGGGGAUUCAAGCAGCAUUAAUUUAUUUGAAAUCAGUUCAAAUGGCAUUCGUCCGGAUACGGAAAAAGCUGUUAACAAGUCGGUAAUUGAUGGGCCCCCUGCAGUUAUGAGUAACACCAACUUCUUUGAUAAUAGUUCGGCAGUUCCUAGCACAUCGGGCAUUAAUAAAAUGUAUCCCAAAAAGUUCAGCUUAUUUUCAACGGGAACCACUAGAUCGAGUGCGCAGUCUUUGUUUACCUUUUCCUCUUCUGGUAGUAAUUCAAAAAGCGGUGGCGAUCACGAUAAACAAGAAGAUUCAAGUUGCGAUAUCGUAUUUGAAAACAAUUCAAAAGGCAUUCGUCUGGGUACGGGAAAAGUUGUUAACAAGUCGCCAAUUGAUGGUCUCGCUGCAGUUAUGCGCAACACCAACUUCUUUGAUAAUAGUUCGGCAGUUGCUAGCACAUCGGGCGUUAAUAUAAUGAAUCCCAAAAAAUUCAGCUUAUUUUCAACGGGAACCACUAGAUCCAGUGCGCAGUCAUUGUUUACCUUUUCCUCUUCUGGUAGUAUUUCAAAAGGAGAUCCGAAUUGCGAUAACUUAUUUGAAAAAAAUUUUAGAGACAUUUCUCUGGGUACGGAAAAAGCUGUUAACAACUCGGUAGUGGAUGGUCUCUCUGCAGUUAUGCCCAACACUAACUUCUUUGAUAAUGGUUCGCCAGUUGCUAGCACAUCCGCCGUUAAUAUAAGUUGUACCAAAAGCAAUAUCAACUUAUCUUCAACGGGAACGAACGAGAAUAAAACCGGCUCUAUUUUCGCAACAUCGAACCUCAACCAGAUGAAUAAUAUUACAAUAAAUUCUCAAAAGAGCCCUCUUGGUACAUUACACACCACUCCUGCCAACAAUGAAAAAUUGUCCAACAUUAGUUUCGCAUUUCCCCAUUUUCCGCCUAAGUGUAGUACUGUGGUCGCAAGUAACACUACUAAUAGUGUGUUUAUGAACGGUAAAAGGGCGUCAGCCGAUUGCAUGACAGGCGCAAGUGUAACUGCAAAUACUGUGAUUGCUUCAAUUAGUGAUAGCACGGUUAUAGCCUCCUCUACUACCGAUACUGGAAUAGAAUGGCCUAAUAAUGCUUUCAUAUUUGGCAGUGAAGAAAAUACGGAAAAUAUAAACGAAAAUCCUAGAGCUACUUUCGGUUCAUUUCCGUUCUUUGGUCCAACGGGCUGCACUUUAACCAAACCGGAAAAUUUGACUGAUCAUUUUGUAAAACUAAAGAUUAAUUCCAAUAAAUCAAAAGUGCCCGAACAACGUCCGAGCGGUUUCAGUGUAACUGAUACACCAUUGAUUUUACAAAAUCAAUUGAGUUGCUGUUUAUUUGCAAUGUCGGAAGCACCUUCAAUUUUGUGUCCUAUUUGCACCGAAAAUUUCCAAACAUCGGACACGAUCCACAACACCAGCUGCGGCCACGUAUUCCAUCAUAAUUGCAUUCAAGAUUGGCGUGGAAGUUACAGAUCUACCGAAUGUCCAGUGUGCCGCGCUCGCUAUGCGAACAUGCAAAAACUAUUCCUCAAUUUCGAUGAGAAGGCAGGCGGUGAAACGGUGAAGAACGAAUUGCAAGCUAAACUGGAAAGUUAUAAAACUGGAAAUGAAAAACUUAGCGACCAAUUAAAUGAAACUGAAUUUUGCUUAUUGGACAUGCAAGAGCGGUACACCUUAGCUUUUGAAGAGAUUAAUCUCUUAAAAGGCCAGCUCUCUAAACGCAAUGACAGUGAGAAUAAUUUCAUGGCCUUACAAAAGCAAUAUACCGAAGCCGAGGAUAUUAUCAAAAAUUUGAAAGACAAAAACCAAUAUUUGUUGUUGCAAUGUGAAGGAAAAAACAAAGAAAUUCAACUAAAGACUUUAGAAAUUUCUACUCUUAAAGAUACUAUGGGGUGUAUGGAGACGUCAGUAGGUGGAUCGGAUUCGAUAUUAAAGCAACAAUUAAAAAUUAUGGAACAAAAGUUGAGGCACAUCACCGGAGAAUUGCAGAAGGAAAUAUCAAUUUCGAUGCAACUUUCUAUUGACAAAAUGAGAUUGCAAAGUCUGGUCGAUCAGUAUGGCGCUACUAAAACUGAACCAUCGCCAAAUUUUGUUAAUAAUAUUCAAGAACAAAAGCCGAUAGAAAAGGAAAACGGAAAGCCUACUGAAAAAGAAACUAUCAUCAAAGAUAGUACUCAUCUAACCAGCGUUGUGAUAAAACGUUUUCCUUCCCAUCAUAUUCGGUAUCCAUUAAUUGAUGUGAUUUCAGCUUUGGCUACGGCAAUGGGAAUGCCACUUUCUCCUUACGAUAUACACGAGGUACGCAUAUUGGAGCAGCGUAAUGCAAGAAAUUGCUUACCAAAUAUGGUCUCGUUAUUAGUGAAAUUUAAAACUUUGCGCUUAAAAAUAAAUUUCCUUAAUAACAAAUCAAAGGUGAAAGACCGUCCCGAAUAUGGCUCGAUAUUAAUUUAUGAAUAUAUGGACGCUGAUACGAACUACUUAUUCGUUUAUGCAAAGCAAAAAUUAACGGCUCUCGGAUUUGCCAACAUAUUUUGUCAAAACGGCCAAGUUAUGGCUGCGAAAGCCAGGCAAUAUGGCGCUAAAGUAAUUCAUAUAAAAAGUACAGCCCAAGUUGACGAUAUACUAUCUUCAAAUACUGAAAGCAUUACGGAGGGUAUGGCUAAAGGGAUUGCUAAGGUUCAAUGUCUAGCAACUAAUCGCAACGAGUCAAAUUCAUCUAUUGGAACGAAAGAGGCUUCGAAAGAUGAAAGUGACUUCAAAUAUGAUGAAGAUUUCUAUGCGCGGCAAUAA